CGCAGGGGCAUAGGACAAAGCUAAUAUUAAAACUGGAUAUUUUACAUGUAUUAUUAUUUUGUAUGAGUGAUUACGACAUCGCUGUAAACUAGCUAGCCAGCUAAGGUUCAGGUCUCACCUGGUCAGAGUUUAUCGAUAUAGUUAACAUUAGUUAGUAAGCUAGCUAGCAAGCUAAGAGCUGUCGCUACCUGCCUCGCACAGUGAGAGUUAGUUGGUAAAUUGUUACUGUAUCUACGGCUUACUUGUAAACUAGACUUGCCGAGUUAAGGGUAAGUAGCAUGGAUGACCCGGACGGAAAUGCUGUAGAGCUUCAUGGUGACGAAGAAAUCAUUGAGGUUAUCGACUUAAACGAAACUGAGCCAACAGCAGAUGACUUGGCGGAGGAGUUUGAGGAUGUGGACGUCGGCGAGGCGGGGGCCCCGGAGGACAGCGAUGGCUGGGAGACGGAGGAUGAGGAGAUGGAGGCGGAUCAAGACGACAGCGAACUCACCUUUUCCAAACACACAGGCUCCGUGUUCUGCGUGAGUUUGGACCCGGCGACAAACAGCCUAGCAGUGACCGGCGGUGAGGAUGACAAGGCGUUUGUGUGGAGAGUCAGCGAUGGAGAGGUGCUGUUUGAGUGCACAGGCCAUAAGGACUCGGUCACGUGUGCCCUGUUCAGCCACGACUCGAAGCUGGUGGCGACUGGAGACAUGAGCGGUCUGAUCAAGGUGUGGAAGGUGGAGACCAAGGAGGAGGUGUGGUCCUUUGAAGUGGGAGACCUGGAGUGGAUCGAGUGGCACCAGUGUGCCCCCGUCCUGCUGGCAGGCACCGCCGACGGCAGCGUGUGGAUGUGGAAGGUGCCAGGCGGAGACUGCAAGACCUUCCAGGGGCCUGGUUGCCAGGCGACCAGUGGAAAGAUCCUGCCAGAUGGAAAGAGAGCAGUGGUUGGGUAUGAAGAUGGGGUCGUACGACUGUGGGAUCUCAAACAGGGCAACGCUGUCCAUGUCAUCAAAGGUCACGAUGGCCACCAGGGGGCGCUGACCUGUAUUGCAUGCAAUAAGGAUGGGAGUCUGGUGCUGACUGGAUCAGUGGAUAGCCAUGCCAAGCUCAUCAACACUGCCACGGGCAAGGUUGUCGGGGUGUUCUCCAUGGAGGACAGCAAGGCAAAGGGCUCAGAGGAGGAUGAGGCCGAGUCAAACUCCGUGGAGUCUGUGGGAUUCUGUAACGUGUUACCCCUCGUCGCUGUGGCUUACCUGGACGGAACCCUGGCCAUCUAUGACCUGUCCACACAAAGCCUGAGGCACAGGUGUCAGCACAAGGCAGGUAUUGUGCACCUGCAGUGGGAGGAGGGCUCCUCACUGGUGUCCACCUGCAGUUUGGACGGAGCUGUGAGGCUGUGGGAUGCCCGCUCGGGGAACAUGGUGUCCGAGUACCGCGGCCACACCGCUGAAAUCCUCGACUUCACGCUCAACAAGGAGGCCUCCCUGGCUGUCACAGCCUCAGGGGAUCACACCGCCAAAGUCUUCUGUCUCCAGAGACCCGACCGAUAGGACCGGCUCCACCAGGAACCUGCCAUCACAGACCUCGCACCAGGGAGCUCUGAGUGCUGGGCUUGUGAUUGGUGCUUCGUGAGUGAGUGUGAGUUCUGAUUUGGGCCUCGUGCUGUCUGCUUCCUGCUUCGGAAGAGGGCUCACAGAGAGACACAAACCCACAGAGAUGAACAUAUGCAGAAACUCUCAGAUCCUGUUGCCACUGAUACAGGACACCAUGGACAACAAUCGUCUACACUUACAACUCAGUGUAAACCAAAGCAAUAAUUAUUUUAAAAUACCUAUACAGUGGGAAUUGUGGGGAAAAAAAACAACAGACUGAUCAAAGAAACACUAUUUUAGAGUCUUCAUCUCAGCCAGAUUACUGUUAAUACUUGUAUGGAGCUCUCCUUUCUAACGGUGAUUGCAACCCCAAUGCCAACCCUGUGGCCCAUAAUUCAGUGUCCUGUGAUGUUAUG
Messenger RNA from Megalops cyprinoides (Indo-Pacific tarpon), 1990 nucleotides. It is a transcript of the gene aamp, whose product is annotated as angio-associated, migratory cell protein. Gene Ontology annotation, molecular function: protein binding. NCBI's taxonomy places the organism in Eukaryota, Metazoa, Chordata, Actinopteri, Elopiformes, Megalopidae. The record is from RefSeq and is a predicted model, not a curated record. Gene Ontology annotation, cellular component: cytosol. The coding region runs from base 279 to 1532 and encodes 417 amino acids. The transcript is spliced from 11 exons.